UCUCAUUGUUCGUGCGCGCACAUAUAAUCCUUCUUCUACCAGACACUCGAUGAGCCUGACAAGCACUCGAAGAAGCUUCAGAUCUCAAGAGCUCUCCUUGGAGGCACAAGUUAAGCUAGAGGGUCUUCUUCUUCUUCAGACAUGGCUUCCAUGGGAACAGCAGCAGCCACCACUGUCCUCAGACCCUCCCCAUUCCUCGGCCAAUCAAGAUCAUCCUCUAAUGCUCUCAGAGACGUUGUCUCCAUGGCCACCGGCAAGUACACCAUGGGAAACGAGCUGUGGUACGGGCCGGACAGAGUGAAGUACUUGGGACCGUUCUCUGCUCAGACUCCUUCCUACCUCACCGGUGAAUUCCCUGGUGAUUAUGGCUGGGACACCGCUGGUUUGUCCGCUGAUCCCGAGGCUUUUGCCCGCAACAGGGCUCUUGAGGUCAUCCAUGGGCGUUGGGCUAUGCUUGGAGCCCUGGGCUGCAUCACCCCCGAGGUCCUACAGAAAUGGGUCCGGGUAGACUUCAAGGAGCCGGUCUGGUUCAAGGCCGGGGCCCAGAUCUUCUCCGAGGGAGGCCUCGACUACCUGGGCAACCCGAACCUCGUCCACGCCCAGAGCAUCCUCGCCGUCCUCGGCUUCCAAGUCGUCCUGAUGGGCCUCGUCGAGGGCUUCAGAAUCAACGGGCUCCCUGGCGUCGGAGAGGGCAACGACCUCUACCCCGGCGGCCAGUACUUCGACCCGCUGGGCCUCGCCGACGACCCGGUCACGUUCGCCGAGCUCAAGGUGAAGGAGAUCAAGAACGGGAGGUUGGCCAUGUUCUCGAUGUUCGGGUUCUUUGUUCAGGCCAUCGUGACCGGGAAGGGCCCGCUCGAGAACCUGUUGGACCACCUAGAAAACCCGGUGGCCAACAAUGCUUGGGUCUAUGCCACCAAGUUUGUGCCCGGGUCAUAAAUUGAUGGGUCUAAAUUGAUCAUAGUGCGUGUGAUUCGAGAGGAUGUGUAAAUUUGUGAUAGUUCAUAAUCAAGAGCUUUAAUUUAUGUGCACUAUUGUUCCA
Syzygium oleosum is the source of this 1042-nucleotide messenger RNA. RefSeq names its product chlorophyll a-b binding protein 13, chloroplastic. The record is from RefSeq and is a predicted model, not a curated record. NCBI's taxonomy places the organism in Eukaryota, Viridiplantae, Streptophyta, Magnoliopsida, Myrtales, Myrtaceae. Gene Ontology annotation, biological process: photosynthesis, light harvesting in photosystem I; response to light stimulus. The transcript is spliced from 3 exons. Gene Ontology annotation, cellular component: chloroplast envelope; chloroplast thylakoid membrane; plastoglobule. Bases 142 to 939 code for a protein of 265 amino acids.